Syzygium oleosum is the source of this 794-nucleotide messenger RNA. RefSeq names its product endo-1,3;1,4-beta-D-glucanase-like. The transcript has 7 exons. The coding region runs from base 22 to 756 and encodes 244 amino acids. NCBI's taxonomy places the organism in Eukaryota, Viridiplantae, Streptophyta, Magnoliopsida, Myrtales, Myrtaceae. Gene Ontology annotation, molecular function: hydrolase activity. The record is from RefSeq and is a predicted model, not a curated record.
AGAAAGUUCUUAUUCAUAGCAAUGUCUGGUCCACAGUGCAGCGAAAACCCUCCGACCCUCACUCCAAGUAGCGGAGGGAGACACAUGGAGCAACUUGGUGGCCUCAAUGCCUACGUCGUCGGCUCGCAGGACUCCAAGCUCGCGAUCCUUCUUCUCUCUGACAUCUUCGGGUAUGAAGCUCCGAAUUUUAGGAAACUUGCGGACAAAGUUGCAGCUGCUGGUUUCUAUGCGGUUGUUCCUGACUAUUUCAACGGAGAUCCCUUUGCACCUGGGAAUCCCGAUAGGCCUUUUAUGGUUUGGCUAAAAGAUCAUGGAACUGAUAAGGGAUUUGAAGAUACAAAACCUAUAAUUCAAGCUCUGGAAAGUAAAGGCAUAUCUAAGAUAGGGGCAGCAGGCUUCUGCUGGGGCAGGUACGUUGUGGUUGAGUUAGCCAAGUGUGAGCUCAUCCAAGCUGCCGUGCUAGUACACCCUGCGUUUGUCACUCCUGAUGAUAUCAAAGGGGUUAAGGUUCCUAUUGCUGUGCUAGGAGCUGAGAUAGAUCGUAUGUCUCCACCUGAACUCCUCAAACAGUUUGAAGAGGUGCUCGCUGCUAAGUCCGAGGUUGACGGAUUGGUGAAGAUAUAUCCCAAAACUUCUCAUGGAUGGACGAUAAGAUACAAGGUUGAAGACGGAGCUGCUGCGAUGGAGGCUCAUUCAGACAUGAUACAAUGGUUUGUGAAGUUUGUCAAGCAUGAAACCACAUCGCACCUACAGUAAAUUGGAAGUAGGAUGUGAUUUUAUAGUAUGAUAUACGA